Thunnus maccoyii (southern bluefin tuna) is the source of this 5106-nucleotide messenger RNA. RefSeq names its product NACHT, LRR and PYD domains-containing protein 12-like. The record is from RefSeq and is a predicted model, not a curated record. The transcript is spliced from 12 exons. Gene Ontology annotation, molecular function: protein binding. Lineage: Eukaryota; Metazoa; Chordata; Actinopteri; Scombriformes; Scombridae.
AUGAAAAGAUGUUCCUAUCUGUCUUCUAGGAGUCAUCAAGAGAGACCAGACUCCCCUGAACCCAGCUGUGUGUCCUUUAAGAGUGAUGACUCAAAGGAACUACCUCUUAUGUUCAAAGAUGGAAACUAUCCUCCUGACAAAAAAUGUUCCUAUCUGUCUUCUAGGAGUCAUCAAGAGAGACCAGACUCCCCUGAACCCAGCUGUGUGUCCUUUAAGAGUGAUGACUCAAAGGAACUACCUCUUAUGUUCAAAGAUGGAAAAUAUCCUCCUGACAAAAAAAUCCGUAAGGAGAAACCAGAUUUCCCUGAACCCAGCUGUGUGUCUAUGAAGAGUGACCAAUCAAUAGAACCUCCUUUUACCUUCAGAGAUGGACAUGACUUCCCUAAAAUGACAGUCAACCAGAAGAGGUCAGAGGUUCCCACUGAUCAGUUGCCCAAGCAUGAUCAAACAGACUUGGACUACAUAUUUAUGCUGCUUGAGGAGAACAUUAUCACUUUUGUGAAGAAUGAGCUGAAGAGGUUCAAGAAGGUUCUGAGUUCGGAUGACCCAAAAUGUUUGGAGAAGAAGAGGGAGGAUGAGGAUGUGAUUGAUGAUAAGGAAAAAGAGCACAGGAGAAGCAGCAGAGAGGCUUUUCUGAAGAUCUCACUGAACUUCCUGAGGACAAUGGAUCAGGAUGAGCUGGCUGACUCUCUGCAGAGCAGUAGGUUGAUAUUUAAUGUAACAUCCACUCAUUAUCUUAAUUGUUGUUCUAAUUCAGAAUCUCCUGAAGCGUGCCAGUAUAAACUCAAAUCUAAUCUGAAAGAGAGGUUUCAGUGUUUGUUUGAGGGGAUUGCCAAAGCUGGGAACCCAACUCUCCUGAAUGAGAUCUACACAGAGCUUUACAUCACGGAGGGAGGGACUGGACGGAUCAAUAACGAACAUGAGGUCAGACAGAUUGAAACAGCAUUCAGGAAACCAGCAAGGUCAGAAACAACAAUCAGAUCUGAAGACAUUUUCAAACCUGGAAUAGAUCCCCCUGUCAGAACACUGAUGACAAAGGGAGUGGCUGGCAUUGGGAAAACCGUCUUAACACACAAGUUUGCUCUGGACUGGGCUGAAGACAAAGCCCACCAAAAUAUACAGCUCACAUUUCCAGUCACUUUCCGAGAGCUAAAUUUGAUGAAAGGGAAAAAGUACAGCUUGGUGAAACUUAUCCAUCACCUCUUUACCGAAACCAAAGAAGCAGGAAUCUGCCGGUUUGAUGAGUUCCAGGUUGUGUUCAUCUUUGACGGUCUGGAUGAGUGUCGACUUCCUCUGGACUUCCACAACAAUGAGAUCCUGACUGAUGUUACAGAGUCCACCUCAGUGGAUGUGCUGCUGACAAACCUCAUCAGAGGGAAACUGCUUCCCUCUGCUCGCCUCUGGAUAACCACACGACCUGCAGCAGCCAAUCAGGUUCCUCCUGAGUGUGUUGACGUGGUGACAGAGGUCAGAGGCUUCAAUGACCCACAGAAGGAGGAGUACUUCAAGAAGAGAUUCAGAGAUAAGCAGCAGGCCUUAAGAAUCAUCUCCCACAUCAAGACAACACAAAGCCUCUACACCAUGUGCCAAAUCCCAGUCUUCUGCUGGAUCACUGCUACAGUUCUGGACGAUGUGAUGAAAACCAGAGAGGGCGCAGAGCUGCCUAAGACCUUAACCGAGAUGUACAUCCACUUCCUGGUGAUUCAAACCAAACUCAGCAAUGCAAAGUAUCACAGAGUAGCUGAGACAGAUCCACACUGGAACCCAGAGAGCAGACAGAUGAUUGUGUCUCUGGGAAAACUGGCUUUUGAGCAGCUGCACAAAGGCAACCUGAUCUUCUAUGAAUCAGACCUGACAGAGUGUGGCAUCAAUAUCAGAGCAGCCUCAGUGUACUCAGGAGUAUUCACACAGGUCUUUAAAGAGGAGAGAGGGCUUUACCAGGACAAGGUGUUCUGCUUCGUCCAUCUGAGUGUUCAGGAGUUCCUUGCUGCUCUUUAUGACCAUCUGACAUUCAUCAACUACGGUGUCAACGUCCUGGCAGAAGAAGAAUCAAAAUCCCAGACAUCUGAACUGUUAAGUGACAAAUUUAAACUCUUCUAUCAGAGUGCCGUGGACAAGGCUUUGCAGAGUCCAAAUGGGCACCUUGACUUGUUCCUCCGAUUCCUUCUGGGCCUUUCUCUUGAGACUAACCAAAUUCUUCUACAUGGCCUGCUGACACAGACAGGAAGUAACUCACAGACCAACCAGGAAAUGGCUGAGUAUGUCAAGGAGAAAAUUAGGGAGAGCACCUCUCAUGAGAGAAGCAUCAAUCUGUUCCACUGUCUGAAUGAGCUGAAGGACCAUUCUCUAGUGGAGGAGAUCCAAGACCAUCUGAGUUCAGGAAGUCUCUAUGCAGAAGAACUUUCUCCUGCUCAGUGGUCUGCUCUGGUCUUUAUCUUACUGUCCUCUGAGGAAGACCUGGACGUGUUUGACCUGAGGAAAUACUCUGCUUCAGAAGAAGCUGUUCUGAGACUGCUGCCAGUGGUCAAAGCCUCCAAAAACGCUGUUUUGGAAUGCAUUUUUACACAGAAUGAGGGCUGUGGAUUUUCUUCCACAUUUCUUCUCAGUGUAAUUGCACUCCAAGGGAAUAGCUUCAGGGCCAGUAUGGAGAUUAGGAAUUCUUACAGCAGCACAAGACCCCUUUCCACAUACAUAUACAUAUUGGGACAUCUGUAUUGUAUUAACGCAGACUUGAAAAAACCCAAGCCUAUCUUUUAAUGUAUUUUUACACUUUAUUGUGUCUUCAGACUGAGUGGCUGUAACCUAUCGGAGAGAAGCUGUGAAGCUCUGGCAACAGUUCUCAGCUCAAAGUCCUCCUGCCUGAUAGAGCUAGACCUGAGUAACAAUGACCUUCAGGAUUCAGGGCUGAAGCUGCUCUCUGCUGGACUGGAGAGUCCAAACUGUAGACUGGAGACUCUAAGGCUUUCGGGCUGCCUGAUCACAGAUGAAGGCUGUGUAUCUCUGGCAUCAGCUCUGAGCUCCAACCCUUCCCAUCUGAGAGAGCUCGAUUUGAGCUACAAUCAUCUAGGAGACAUGGGAGUAAAACUGCUCUCUGAUGGACUGAACGAUCCACACUGGAAACUUGACACUCUCAGGGUUGACCAUGGAGAACAAUGGUUGAAACCAGGCUUAAGAAAGUAUGCCUGUGAACUCACACUGGACCCAAACACAGCAAACAGAGAUAUCCUCCUCUCUGAAGGCAGCAGAAAGGCGUCAGCGGUGACAGAGAAGCAGCCGUAUCCUCAUCACCCAGACAGAUUUGAUUCCUUGUAUGGGGUUCUGUGUGUUAAUGGUCUGACUGGUAGAUGUUACUGGGAGGUUGAGAGGGAGGGAUGGCUGUCUAUAGGAGUGGCUUACAGAGGAAUCAGACGGAAAGGAAGUGAUAAUGACUGCAGGUUAGGAAGGAAUGACAAGUCUUGGGCUCUGUUUGCUUCUGAUAAUCAUUUCUCUGCCUGGCACAAUGACAAAGAAAAAAACAUCAAUGUCCCACCCUCCUUCCACUCGAAGAGAGUAGGAGUGUAUCUGGAUUGGCAUGCUGGCACUCUGUCUUUCUACAGAGUCUCCUCUGACACACUGAUCCACCUCCACACCUUCCAAUCCACAUUCACUGAACCGCUCUACCCUGGGUUUGGUUUUAGACCUGGAUCCGCAGUGUGUAUGUGCAAGCUGUCAGAGGAAGAGCCAACCUCUGGAAACACAACAGGGUAACAGCAGGGUUUGACAGGUGACAAAAUAAAGGAAAAAACUGUGAUGGGUGGUUGAUGAGCAUCAAAAUUACACCAAUCAGUCUAUAUCUCAGAACAACUGGGCCGGGAACUCUGUUCAUCCCUUGAGCAGAAUCCACACACUUGAAGAAUCUAUGACAAAUACUGAAGCUGUUCUGGAGGCUCAUGGUGAAACACCACACGUUGCUUUUUCCUUUAAUCACCCAACAUUAUAUAACACUAGUUUUUAUGUUACCCAGAAAUAUUUGUGUUGGUGCAGUCUUCUAAAUUUUACAUUCUAAAAUUGUGUUUACGUGUUAAUGGGAUUUCUUUGAUUAAGUGUUAUAAUUACAGUUAAGCAGCAAAAUGUCAUUCACAAAUCAAUUCACUCCUUUUGUGUAACAAUGAGAUCAAAUUGUACUUUAAGAAAACCAUGUAAACAGUUAAAUUGUGAUCAUAUUAAACAGUUUUGAUGAAUCAGAAGAAAUAAAGACUGGCUGGUGUUUGGGGAUACAUAACUUUUCAUAACACUUCAUAUAACAAACUAAAGAUUUCUUGCUUUAAUCAGAUUCGAUUGCUGCAGGCACAAAUGAUUAACAAGCAAAACGGUGGGAAAAAAAGUCCCACAAGGAGACCCAAACCAACAAUGAAUUGAACUUGUAUACAGCCUGCCAUAGAGCACCACUGUUGUUCAAAGACUUUUUUUUUUUUUAAAAAAAGGCUGCACUGGGUGACAUGUUCCUUCCUUACCAUGAACACACCAAUUUAUUUAGAGUCAGUCCAGCUCACAGUCCUGCCAGAAAUACUAACAAAUGCACCAUUUCCUCAGUUGAGUGACAUUUGUUAACUAUUGACCAGCUGUUUUAGUAAAUUACUGAGAUUUUUAAAAAACCCCUCAAAUACAUAAUCUUUUAGAUUUACAUCUUCAGUAGAACCAGUGGGCUUGAGGCUCAGAGCAACACACAGUAAGGAAGUUGCAAAGUUAUGAAACAAACACAUUGGUCUCUUCAUGGUACCUGUUGAUCACAAAUCUGGGAGAAAAACAAGAGCAAAAAAACAAACAAAACAAUAACUAAUGUAUGGACAUCAAGUUGCUGCAGAUCAAUUUUUAUUCAUCCAUCACAGAUGUUACAUUCCAGUAAAGCUCAAGUGAUUAUUGCCUGCACACGUUAACUAAGUGAUGCCUGCACAACAACAUCAACAGAAGAGUAUCAACAGUUUGAUUUUCAAGCCUCGACCUCAGUCAGGCUGAGCAAAAGAGGCUGAAACAUGGAGGUGCAGGUAAUGACUGACAGCAGCCCUGUCACAUCCCAGCAGGUGGACUCCAGUUAUCCAGACCAGUCAGGCAGGUUAUGCUGUCAAC